GACUACAGAAACCAAACCAAGCAGACAAAAAACAACUCUCUCUGCAUUUCCAUGCCUUUUUCCCAUUGACCUCCCGAGGGACCUUCACUCUUCUCUUUCAGAAGAACUUUUCAAUCUCCGAUCUGAGAGUUCGUCAAUGGCCGCUCCUCCUGCGAGAGCUAGAGCCGAUUACGACUACCUCAUAAAGCUCCUGUUGAUCGGCGAUAGCGGUGUGGGUAAGAGUUGCCUCCUCUUGCGAUUCUCUGAUGGUUCCUUCACAACUAGUUUUAUCACCACCAUUGGGUUUGUUGGAAGAAGACAAUUACCUAAACCCUUGGUUCUAGGGAAGAGCAACUCAGGAGCUUUGUUGGUGGCCUAAAGAAGGAGAAUGCAAAUCACAUUAAUGAAGACCCUUGGUGCGUUAUGUUACUGGGCCCCAAGCAAACCCUAUAUCAGGUUUAAUUUAUCUUAAAGUUGUUAAAAUCCACCUAGCAGAUUGUUGCAUAAUUUAUAUGUCAACAAUGAUAUUUUGUAUGUUUGUGUAACAGUAACUCUUGAAUGUUUUCCCUGACGAUUGACAUGCCUUUUCCUUGUAUCUACCCCAGCUUACUACCGUGGAGCCAUGGGCAUCUUGUUGGUCUAUGAUGUCACUGAUGAAUCAUCCUUCAACAGUAUGUCUUAUGGCUAACUUUAAGUUUCUUCUAUGUGGUUUAUAGUCUACUGUUUGAAAUCAUUUUGCUAAGUAUCAUGUGACUGAAGGUUCCCCGUUUACUUGACUG
Messenger RNA from Rubroshorea leprosula, 758 nucleotides. The record is from the annotation of a GenBank genome assembly. NCBI's taxonomy places the organism in Eukaryota, Viridiplantae, Streptophyta, Magnoliopsida, Malvales, Dipterocarpaceae.